Molecule: messenger RNA, 3150 nt
Organism: Hypanus sabinus (Atlantic stingray)
Lineage: Eukaryota; Metazoa; Chordata; Chondrichthyes; Myliobatiformes; Dasyatidae
Product: zinc finger protein 226-like
Exons: 3
Coding region: 692-2254 (520 amino acids)
Biological process (GO): negative regulation of transcription by RNA polymerase II
Molecular function (GO): DNA-binding transcription repressor activity, RNA polymerase II-specific
Source: RefSeq, a predicted model, not a curated record
CACUGUCUCCGGGUGUGCGGUGUAUUCCUUAACGCUCGGUGCUGAAGUCUGCGGGAUCGAGAAAGGCUUCUCGUCUCGUAUAUCCGGGAGCCGGGGAUCUGGAUUACUGUCUCCGGGCUGAAGAUAUCACUUUCCUAUUGUUAGACCUGCAGUGAGAGAUUUAUUGGAAGAAAAACCCCAACUGGAGGAAAACCACGACUGAUGACGAGGGAGCAGCAACAAGUGAACCAACCCGAGGACUGGGAGCAUCAAUCAGAGAGAACCCAACUGACUCGGAGAUUCCAGUGAUUCAGUCAGGAGAAAUUUUGGCUAAAAACAAGGAAUUUAUCUACGGGAAUUUCGAACACAACAUGCCAAUUUUGCUGUCUCUGUCCAGAUAUUUAAGAAGUGGAGCAAGGGAUUCACUCGAUCAUCCUUCCUGCUCAGGCUGUGGGGAGGGAUUCACUUGGUCAUCUGACCGACUGGCAAAGCGGAAAUUUUACACGGGGAGAGGCCGUUCAUUUGCUCAGACUGUGAGAAUGGAUUCAGUGGGUCUUCUCAACUGAAUGUACAUCAGCAAGUUCACACUGGACAAGGCCAUUCACCUGUUCUGUGAGUGAGAAGGGAUUCAGUCGUCUUCCCACCUGUGGACACACCAAUCAGUUCACACUGGGCAGAGGGUGGGGAAGGAUUCACUCGGUCAUCUGACUUCAUGGAUCACCAGCGAGUUCACACUGAGGAGCGGCCUUUCACCUGCUCGGACUGUGGGAAAGGAUUCACCUACUCAUCCCAACUGAAGAUACAUCAGCGAAUUCACACUGGAGAGAGGCCAUUCACCUGCUCAGACUGUGGGAAGGGAUUCACACAAUUAGCUGGCCUACAAGCACACCAGUCUGUUCACACUGGGGAGAGGCCAUUCACCUGCUCAGACUGUGGGAAGGGAUUCACUUCGUCAUCUCAACUGAAGGUACAUCAGCGAGUUCACACUGGGGAGAGGCCGUUCAACUGCUCAGACUGUGGAAAGGGAUUCACACAGUUAGCUAACCUACAAGCACACCAGUCAGUUCACACUGGGGAGAGACCGUUCUCUUGCUUAGACUGUGGGAAGGGAUUCAAUUCAUCAUCUAAACUGAAAGUACAUCAGCAAGUUCACACUGGGGAGAGGCCAUUCACCUGCUCAGACUGUGGGAAGGGAUUCACACAGUUAGCUAACCUACAAGCACACCAGUCAAUUCACACUGGAGAGUGGCCGUUCAAAUGCUUAGAAUGUGGGAAGGGGUUCAUUCGGUCAUCUCAACUGAAGGUACAUCAGUCAGUUCACUCUGGAGAGAGGCCAUUCACCUGCUCAAACUGUGGGAAGGGAUUCACUUUGUCAUCUCAACUGAAGGUACAUCAGCGAGUUCACACUGGGGAGAGGCCGUUCACCUGCUCAGACUGUGGGAAGGGAUUCACACAGUUAUCUGGCCUGCAAGCACACCAGUCAGUUCACACUGGCGAGAGGCCGUUCAACUGCUCAGACUGUGGUAAGGGAUUCACACGGUUAUCUAGCCUGCAAGCACACCAUUCAGUUCACACUGGCGAGAGGCCAUUCACCUGCUCAGUCUGUGGGAAGGGAUUCACUCUAUCAUCUUGCCUACUGACACACCAGUCAGUUCACACUGGAGAGUGGCCAUUCACCUGCUCACACUGUGGGAAGGGAUUCACUCGGUCAUCUCAACUGAAGGUACAUCAGCGAGUUCACACUGGGGAGAGGCCAUUCACCUGCUUGGACUGUGGAAAGGGAUUCACUUCGUCAUCUCAACUGAAAGUCCAUCAGCGAGUUCACACUGGGGAGAGGCCGUUCACUUGCUCAGACUGUGGGAAGGGAUUCACUCAGUUAGCUACUCUACAAGCACACCAUUUAGUUCACACUGGGGAGAGGCCAUUCAACUGCUCAGACUGUGGGAAGGGAUUCACUCGGUCAUCUCAAUUGAAGGUACAUCAGCGAGUACACACUGGGGAGAGGCCAUUCACCUGCUCAGACUGUGGGAAGGGAUUCACACAGUUAGCUGGCCUACAAGCACACCAGUCAGUUCACACUGAGGAGAGGCCGUUCACCUGCAUAUUCUGUGGGAAGGGAUUCACUCAAUCAUCUCAAUUGAAGGUACAUGAGCGAAUUCACACAGGUGAGAGGCCAUUCACCUGCUCAGACUGUGGGAAGGGAUUCACUCGGUCAUCUCGCCUACUGACACACCAGUCAGUUCACACUGGAGAGAGACCGUUAACCUCCUGUUAAUGUGGGAAUGUAUUCACUCAGUCAUCUAUCCUUAUGUAACUCUUACUCCGGCUAGUAGCUUAAUAUAGGGGGUGAUAGCCCCCUAGCUCGGCCAAAUGUGUGUGGAUGCUGCGCCGCGUCCCCUGUUACAAAUCAAUACCCCAAAAUAACAAACAGUACACAAGAUGUGAUUCAUAAUUCUUACUUUGACUAAAGGGUUAGUAAAGUAAAAAAAAAGGGCCCACUCUCCCCAUUUGUGGCUUCUCAUCUCUCCACAGCAAAAGCCCAUGAAAUUCUCUCAUUCAGACUCACAAGAAAGAACAUUUCUGUCAUUGGAUAGCCCAGCACUCCAAAACCCUGUUAUCUCUAGUUGUAUCCUAAACAUUGCUGCUGCAGAGAAACCACUACCUCAGCAGUGAAACAUUACAGAGAGGUCAUUACAUUAGCAGUGAAACCUUACAGUGUGUUACACUUACAACACACUACCGGAUUCACACAGGGGAGAAAGUUUCAAUAAGCUUCAUGCUGGAUAUUUGUCCAUCACCAUUGCUGAAUGCUAUUUUGAGAGUGAUUGUAAGUGUUGAACUCUGCAAUUAUUGCUGCUGCUCACCACACCCAGUUCUGCACCCUGGUCACUGGGCCUGGGAGGAGUUUCUUCUGCUGCAUAUUCACCUUUAAUGGGACUAGAUCUGUGACAAAUGAAUCAGUUCUAUCUUAAGCACUGUCUCUGUUACUUAGUGAAUUUAUAACACACCUAGUGUACAGUAGAGAGUCAACUCAGGCUGGCUGAACCCUGCCAGUGAUUCUGUUCCACAACAGAUCUUUCAAAUCCUCCCCUGUUGUUCACCUCUCACUCUCCCUGGGAUGAGGUCCAAAUAGUCAUCACUCUGUGGGUGAAUAUGUUUCCCUUGAAUUUC